CGAUAACUUUGAUCACAACAAGUCAAAAGUCACAGGAAACGAUAACUUUGAUCACAACAAGUCAAAAGUCACAGGAAACGAUAACUUUGAUCACAACAAGUGUCUAAAAUUUGCCGAUGUGCUUGCACAAGAUGAACAAGCAUCUAAAAAGAGAAUUGAAAGAAAUUUCGAAAUUCUAAGUAUGAUUGAUUCAUAUCAACAGCAAGGCAAAAAGACUGAAUCAAACAUCAAAAAGUCGAUUAAGAUGUUUGAUGAGCAGAGAGCCAAAUGUAAGGGGGCAACACGACAUUUAAAGCGUCCCUCGAGAUUUCUUGAUGAGUUCAACCGAUUAGAAGAUCGACUGAUGGAUAUCGAGCGGCAAACAAAAUAUCUAGCCGAAGGUCUAGAUGAUAUGGAAGCGUAUAUUACAGAAACACUUGAACUUUUUAAUGAUGAAAGUAAAAUGGACAAUGCAGCGGCCAAAUAUGGUCCUAUAUUGAUUGAUGAUGAUUAAAAUAACUUAUAACUUGCAUGUAGAUGGCAGCUGAGGGGAUGUGUAAUAUAUAUUUAUAAAUAAUUGUAAUAAUCAUAAUAAUUGGGCAAAUUGUAAUUUUGGGUAGAAAUCAUGUAAUAUUUUUUUUCA
Messenger RNA from Rhizophagus irregularis DAOM 181602=DAOM 197198, 622 nucleotides. The record is from RefSeq and is a predicted model, not a curated record. NCBI's taxonomy places the organism in Eukaryota, Fungi, Glomeromycota, Glomeromycetes, Glomerales, Glomeraceae.